AUGUCAUCCACUGAUGCUGAGGUAGCGAGCACAGAGCCGUCUGCUCCAGCAGUGCUCUCUAAGCCAGCUCCAGAAGAACAGCCUGUAAUCAAACCGUCUGGUGAUGACGCGCCAACCACGAAUGGCGAAAGCACGGAGGCUGUAAAUGAAAAGAAAGAUACCGAUGCUCCUUUACAGGUUUCUAUGGAAGAAGAGCCAAAGGAAGAUUUUGAUGCUACUCCUGUUAAAGGGAAAUCUCAGGAGGAAGAAUCAAGUAAGGAUGGUAAUGAUAUCAAAGAUGAUAAAGACGAGCCAGACCAGGGUAGCCUUAACGCGUCUGCUGGGAAAAUUGAGAAUGAGACCCCAGAGCAAGCAACGAAGGUUGAAGAUGAGAAAGAAGAGCCCGUAGUGGAAAAAACUGAGGAGCCAACGAAGGAGGUAGAACGUGGUGGUUGGAAGCUGUUGGCGGACGAAAAGAAAAAGGAUGAGGAGAUGCCACCUGAAGCUCCUGAAACGGAACCUGAGCCCGAGAAAAUGGAAGUUGAUGAGAAGGUAGAAUCCGAAGAACCAUUGAAAGCCGAAGAGAAAAAGCCACCUGAAGAAGAGCAUCCUCCACCACCAGAAAAGUCGGAAACUGAAAAGCAUGAGACAGAGGAAAAGCCGGCUGAAAAACCAUCUGAACCAGAACAGAAGACAGAAGUUAUGGAAGAGAAGCCCGCAGAAGCACCUCAGGAAGGCGUAAGCCCAGAGAAACCUGUUGAUAAGGAAGAGGAGGAAGAACGCAUGCAGGUUGAUGAAGGAGCGAAUCCCGUUGAGGAAAACGUUGAGUCUGCCAAACCCGAAGUUUCCGCAGAACCAGAGCCGAAAACUCCUGAGGAAAAAUCAGCCGAAGCAGACAAUAAAGAUGACAGUUUCGCCACAGAAUCACUGUUCCAGCUUCCUUUAAAGCGUGUACUUCCGAAAUGGAUGGUGCAAGAUGCAAAUGCUCCACCAAGUCCUAACAAAGAAGAACCUGGGGAAAAACCUGAACAAGUUGAGAAAGUUGAGGAAUCAAAAUCACCCAAUGUGCCGUCUAGGGGUCGCGGACGAGGUAGAGGUAGGAGCGGUCGCGGUGCCGCUCGUACUCCACCAGCAAAACCACAGCCAGAAGUUAAUGCAGAAUCAUUGUCUUCCGGACGGCCACGGCGUUCCACUCGUUCUACAGUGGAUUACGCGAAUCCAGAUGUUGCCACAGUAGUUGCAGAGCAAGAGGACCUUGAGAAUGAGGUUCUCAUUACUCGUGGUCGGGGGCGUAAUCGGGGCCGCGGAGCACACCGAGCUGGAAAACGAAGUGCUGAUGACGAUGAUGACGGGGAAGACAGCGGUUCAGAAUAUGGCGGACCCUCUAGGAAGAAAAAAGCCCGAGGUAGCGCUUCUUACUCAGGAAAUCGAAGCCGUGGACGAGGUCGCGGUCGGGGUGGAAGGACUCCAAGAUCAAGCCGGGGUAAGAAAAAGGAGAAGGAGGAGAAUGAAAGCGAUGUGGAGGAGGAAGAGAUGGAUCUGGGGGAUGAUGAUGCUGCAUCUGAUGGGUCUGCGGAAGAGACUUACAAGCCAACCGCUUCAAAGAGGCGGUCAGAUACCGGUCAGUCAGCCAAAGCUUCACCUAAAAAAAGAGGUCGCGCUUCUUCCUUGUCUUUUUAUUCUUGUCCGGACCAUCUUUGGAUUCUUGAAGAUACGUUGCUCAUUACAGUUGUCAGAAAUUGGGUCAUCUUUACUAACAGUGCUGUUGCUUGCGCGACGGUGGGUUUAGAUGUCUUGAUGCGGUGGGCCUUGUCUAUUUUGCUUACAGAGUUUAGUUCCAAGUAUGGUUGGGUAGGUUUUGCAGAGUUGAUGAUCAACGGUAGUGUUAUACAAGUCUAUUUUUAUGACUUAGUUAGAUUUUCACAGUUUAUUCUAGAAAGGAUGCCCACUUAA
Messenger RNA from Enterobius vermicularis (human pinworm), 1932 nucleotides. The record is from the annotation of a GenBank genome assembly. NCBI's taxonomy places the organism in Eukaryota, Metazoa, Nematoda, Chromadorea, Rhabditida, Oxyuridae.